AUGUCUCCAGGUGCAAAUAACGAAGGUUUCGGGCUCGACCAUUCCAAUGGAGCUGGCGUGUUGGAUGGCGACGCGGUGGAAAACGUCGUGAUUGCAGGCGCGGGUCCUGCUGGUCUUAUGCUAGCCUCAAACCUGGCACGAUACGGCAUCAAACCGAUUAUAGUUGAUGACCGGGCUGAUAAGACCUCUACUGGGAGGGCCGAUGGACUUCAGCCCAAGACUAUUGAGACGUUGAAACAAUUACGUUUGGCUGAUUCGCUUUUACAAAAGGGCGUCAAGAUCUACGAUAUAUGUUUUUGGAAUUCUACCCCAGCAGAGCCUUUGCAUCGGACUCGAAGGGAAGUCCAUUAUCCACCAGAGGUUGAUGUCAAGGAGCCGUUUAUUUUGCUGGUUCACCAGGGCAUGAUUGAGGAUCUGUUCAUAGGAGAUUUGAGAGAAAGAGGAAUAGAGGUCACGAGGAGCAGCCCUUUUCUUCGAUAUUCCGAUACUCAAGACUUGAAAGCUCCGCUUGAGAUUGUCUGCAAUGACAACAGUCAAAACUCAGAGAAGGUUUUAAAGGCAAAAUACCUGGUUGGUUGUGAUGGAGCUAGAUCGAAUGUCAGAAACAGCAUUCCCGGCGCUGAGAUGAUAGGAGAUAGUAGCAGAGCCCCUUGGGGUGUGCUUGAUGGUGUCGUUGAGACCAACUUUCCUGAUCUCUGGAGCAAAGUUGUAAUUCAUUCCGACGAAAAAGGAACAAUUCUAUGCAUUCCAAGAGAGAGAAACAUGGUCAGAUUGUACAUUGAACUCAACCCUGGAAUGCAUGAUGUUCUUUCGUCAGAAGCGUCAAGCCAAGAGUUUGUAAUGAAGCGAGCACAAGAAAUCAUAGCCCCUUUUACAUUGACCUGGACAAGUGUCGAAUGGUUCAGUGUAUAUAAAGUCGGCCAGAGGGUCUCCAAUAAAUUUACUAACGAGAUGGAAAACGUGUUCAUCACCGGAGACGCUGCCCACACCCACUCGCCGAAAGCUGCACAAGGCAUGAACGUCAGCAUGCACGACGCCUUCAACCUGUCCUGGAAACUCAACCUCGCAGUCCGAGGCUUAGCACUCCCAUCGCUCCUGUCCACCUACAGCCCCGAACGACGGAAGAUUGCUCAAGAUCUCAUUAAUUUCGACUUUGAGCAUGCAAAUGCCUUUGCCGACGGUGACCCUAAAGCUUUAGCAGCCAACUUUGCUGCAAACAUCGCUUUCAUCUCUGGGCUAGGGGCUACCUACUCUCCGAAUGUUCUGAAUAUCGAGUCAGCAAAUCCCGGAGGCUGUCUUCGAGCGGGCGCCCUCUUACUCCCCGCGAAAGUCACGCGGUAUGUCGAUGCCAACCCCGUCGACCUUCAGCUCGAUAUCCCAAUGCUUGGGCAAUUCCGAGUAUUUUUCUUCACUGCAAACCCGCAUUCUUCAGCCGACUUUCUGUCUUCCGUUUCCUCUCAUAUCUCUUCGGUAAAUUCGGUUUUGGGCAGGGCUACAGCUACAGCUGGAACCUCGUAUGGUGUUCUUAAUACCCCAGCUCCGGAAUCAGAGGAGUUUGAACAGCCUCAAAGGUAUACUGCGAUGAGUAAAAUUUUCACCCCAGCUCUAGUAACAACGAUGAAGAAGGAUGCGCUAGAGAUCGCACAUCUGCCGGCUAUGUUGCAAGCCAGCCGCUGGACGUUUUAUCUUGAUGGUGACGUUGCUGGGGAGAAGCAGACAUGUAGUGAGAAAUGGUUGGGAAGCGUGGAGGAAGGGCAGGUGGCAAUUGUUAAUGUUAGGCCCGAUGGCUAUGUCGGCUCGAUAGGGAGAUGGGAAAAUAGCCAGGGAGGGUUGGCUUGCCAGUGGCUGGACGCUUACUAUGGAGGUUUCUUGAGAGGCUAG
Lachnellula hyalina is the source of this 1881-nucleotide messenger RNA. It is a transcript of the gene mobA, whose product is annotated as 3-hydroxybenzoate 4-monooxygenase. Lineage: Eukaryota; Fungi; Ascomycota; Leotiomycetes; Helotiales; Lachnaceae. The record is from RefSeq and is a predicted model, not a curated record. Bases 1 to 1881 code for a protein of 626 amino acids. The transcript has 6 exons. Gene Ontology annotation, molecular function: FAD binding.